Messenger RNA from Sphaerulina musiva SO2202, 1248 nucleotides. Its product is annotated as mitochondrial carrier. Gene Ontology annotation, biological process: transmembrane transport. The coding region runs from base 1 to 846 and encodes 281 amino acids. Gene Ontology annotation, cellular component: mitochondrial inner membrane. Lineage: Eukaryota; Fungi; Ascomycota; Dothideomycetes; Mycosphaerellales; Mycosphaerellaceae. The transcript is spliced from 2 exons. The record is from RefSeq and is a predicted model, not a curated record. Gene Ontology annotation, molecular function: S-adenosyl-L-methionine transmembrane transporter activity.
AUGGAAGGGCCAUUGCGGAUCGAAUCGCCCUAUCUCCGCUCUCUCAUCGCAGGCGGCAUCGCAGGCACAACGGUAGACAUCUCGCUAUACCCGCUCGACACCCUCAAAACUCGCCUACAAUCCUCCGCCGGCUUCUGGGCAUCCGGCGGCUUUCGCGGCGUCUACAAUGGAGUGGGCUCGGCAGCAGUGGGCUCCGCGCCGGGUGCGGCUUUGUUCUUCAUGAGUUACGAGGGGACAAAGAGAUAUCUCGCCCCAUACAGGCAGAGUGCUUCGAGUGAGACGGGCGUGCACAUGGCAGCGGCGAGCUUGGGGGAGAUCGCCGCCUGUUCGGUGCGGGUUCCCACAGAGGUGGUCAAGCAGCGCGCACAGGCGAAGCAGCAUCCUAGUUCUCUGAGUGCCUUGAAACACAUUCUGGGGCAGAGAGCGACAUAUGGCCUGGGACACGUGUGGAGGGAGCUGUAUCGAGGCUGGGGCAUCACGGUCAUGCGGGAAGUGCCAUUCACGAUUAUACAGUUCCCGCUGUGGGAGGGCUUGAAGAAGUGGUCACUUGCACAGCGACAGGGCCCGAAGCCUGCGGACGUGACUGCCGCUGAGAGCUCACUGUAUGGAGCCAUGUCGGGUGCCGUUGCUGCUGGUCUCACGACACCGUUGGAUGUUCUCAAGACCAGGAUGAUGCUGUCCAAGGAGCGAGUCAAUGCCUUUGAUAUGGCUGCGCGGAUUUGGAAGCAAGAAGGUGGUCGUGUCUUCUGGAGCGGUCUGGGACCGAGGACCAUGUGGAUCAGUAUCGGUGGUGCUGUAUUCCUGGGCAGCUACCAGUGGGCGAGUAAUCUCCUGGGUGGAAGAUAAAGAAGAUGACGGAGCGCGGUGAGCCUCUCGAAGCCAUGUUGGCUAAUCAUGUGUCAAGGUAAGUAUUGAGCUUGCUCCCAAUCUGUGAUGAGGAGACGCUCGAGAGUGCGUGAACAGGAGUGGAGAAGACUCCUGAUGCCGCUCGAGCCCUUGUCGAACCAGCGUGGUCUUCACGAAGCUCUCCAAGUAAUGCACCAGUUUCGCUUCUAGUGACUGGCGAGCUGCGGCGACUAUUGACUGUCUAUGAGAAAUCUGGACAGCACGCAUCUCGAGCGGGAGUAAAGAGCUGAAGUAGUAUGAGGCUGUAACCAAAACCUGCUUCACUUGCACGGGCCUUGGCUCCGGCACUUACCAUACUGCCGCUUGGAGUCAUAAGGUACAAAUGAGAAUUCCAUAUCAAAC